Aspergillus calidoustus is the source of this 1699-nucleotide messenger RNA. NCBI's taxonomy places the organism in Eukaryota, Fungi, Ascomycota, Eurotiomycetes, Eurotiales, Aspergillaceae. The record is from the annotation of a GenBank genome assembly.
AAAGGCGACAUUUCUGCCCAUCUUCCCAACUCGUCGUACCCCACUCUCUCUCUCUCUCUCCUAGUGAGCCACACUACUCCGGCACUUCAAAGGUUCAUGACUGGCAAGGAUGGCUGGUCGUCAUCCGUGGUGGAGACCAUAGCAGGAUUCACGGCAGGAAUAGCUACGACGCUCUGCCUGCAUCCGCUGGAUUUGAUCAAGACUCGACUCCAGGUUGACCGGACUUAUUCCUCUCGAGUCGGUGGUUCCCUUCGAAUUAUACGUCAAAUCUUCCAUGAUGAAGGCGGGUUAGCCGCGUUCUACCGAGGUCUGACACCCAACAUCAUCGGUAAUUCGACAAGCUGGGCACUUUACUUCCUGCUAUAUGGAGAUAUUAAGGAUGCGAUUAGCAAUUGGCGCUUGCGCCACUCCCCGAAAGAUGGAUCGCAGCCGCAGCAGCUCACAUCAUCCGACUACUUUAUUGCAUCCGGAACCGCAGGAGCCCUAACCUCCGUCCUGACUAACCCAAUAUGGGUAAUAAAGACCCGUAUGCUAGCUACGGGCUCCAAAUCACCUGGCGCAUAUACUUCCUUCAUCACCGGCGCAGUGCAGAUCCUCCGCUCAGAGGGUCUCCCGGGCUUCUAUCGUGGACUAGUACCGUCAUUGUUCGGGGUCAGUCACGGUGCUCUGCAAUUCAUGGCAUAUGAGAAGCUGAAGCUGUAUCGGACUCGCGUGUCUUUACUAGACACUGAAGAAUCCGCUUCCUCUCGAGCUACCGCGGCGGAGAGAAAGCGCGAGCUGAAUAAUCUAGACUUCUUUGUCACGUCCAGCAUCUCAAAGAUUUUUGCGGGCUCCAUCACAUAUCCGUACCAGGUCCUUCGGUCGCGGCUGCAGACGUAUGAUGCGCACAUUGCGUAUCGAGGUCUUCAGGAUGCGAUUGCGCAGAUUUGGGUCACGGAGGGACUGGGUGGAUUUUACAAGGGCCUUGGACCGAACUUGUUCCGCGUGCUGCCCAGUACUUGGGUUACCUUUUUGGUGUAUGAAAAUACUAGAUCGUAUCUACCAAGGAGACUGUUAGGCAGUUGAGGACAUGCGUUGAACUUGUCCUUGAAAACAACGCAUUGAUUCUAGACGCUUGGGGAAACCAUGAGUUCAAUUUUUCUGAUAAGCAUUAAUUAUAGAUUAGUUAUUCUUAGGGCCGUCUAGAUCUUGAGACUCCCCACUAGCCUCCCCACAUAUAGCAAACUAACCAUAGACUCCGCACAUCUUCAACGUUCUUUCAUAUAAAAACACCGAUUAUGAUGCGUUAUCCAAACCCAGCAUGAGAUUAAGAGAUACGCCCUUUUCCAUGCAACCCUUCUGCGCAGCCAUGAUAUCCGUAAUCGCUGCAGAGCUAGAUAUGAUAGAGGAAACAAAAAAAAAGAAAAAGAAAGCCGCAACAAAUGAGACUUCGCACCUUGAACAUACCUGGUAUCGUCGCAGCAUGAAGCACAAAAUGAAAUAGCAAGAACAAUCCAACAACCAAACUGAAUUACAUAAAGAGAGAAAGAACAAUCAGAAGGAGGAAAGAUGGCGCGGAGAAGAAAUACCAUCAUUGCCCCUGUCUCUCGAUAUAGUAGGGCUCUGUAUCUUCUUCGUCACUACUUGACGCCCCGGUAUAAACGGAGUCCUCAUAACUCCCACGCCGCGCCUUGUCGUCAACGCCGGACCGUCGCCGGCC